UACAAAAUGUUGUGAAAAUGCCACAGUCAUUGUUUGUUUUGUUUGAGCAUGCCUCCGGGUAUGGCCUAUUCCGAGUUAAGGAGUUUGAGGAGGUGGCCACAUUUAUUCCUGUGGUGGAGAAAAGUACAGUUGAUGUUAGCAAAUUCCAGUCCAUUGUCAAGCUGGUUGCUUUUGCACCAUUUAAAAGUGGAACCAAUGCCCUUGAUAACAUGAACAGUAUCUCAGAAGGAGUUCUUCAUGAGGAUCUGCAUGUUUUCUUGGAGUCCAAUGUUCCCAAGGGAGGAAAGAAAGACAAAGUGGUUUUGGGAGUUUCAGAUCCUAAAAUUGGAGCUGCCAUCACAGAAGAACUUGGGAUUAAAUGCAGUCAUAUUGGGGUGGUCCCAGAAGUGAUCAGAGGAAUCAGACUUCACUUCCCAAACAUGGUAAAGGGCUUAACAGAGGUGUCCUCAGCCAAAGCUCAACUCGGCCUGGGUCAUAGCUACUCAAGGGCAAAGGUCAAGUUCAAUGUCAACAGGGCAGAUAACAUGAUCAUCCAAAGCAUCAGCUUAAUGGACCAACUUGACAAGAAUAUUAACACAUUUUCUAUGAGGAUGAGGCAAUGGUACUCAUAUCAUUUCCCAGAACUUGUAAAAAUCAUCUCUGACAAUUAUUUGUAUGCAAAGGUGGUCAGGUUAAUUGGCAACAGGAAAGAGUUUACCGAUGACUCCCUGGAACAGCUGGAGGAACUUGUGAUGGACAGUGGCAAGGCUCAGGCCAUCCUGGAUGCCAGCCGGUCAUCCAUGGGAAUGGACAUUUCCCCAAUUGAUCUGAUGAACAUUGAGGCCUUCACUGCUAAAGUGAUUUCAUUAACAGAGUACAGAAAAGGGCUGGCUGACUAUCUCAGAAGCAAAAUGACAGCCGUGGCUCCUAAUCUGGGCACUCUUAUUGGGGAUCAGGUUGGGGCUCGUUUGAUUGCUCAUGCAGGCAGUUUAACAAAUCUGGCCAAAUAUCCAGCUUCUACAGUGCAGAUUUUGGGUGCUGAAAAGGCACUGUUUAGGGCCAUUAAAACCAAGGGAAAUACUCCCAAAUAUGGGCUUAUCUUCCACUCCACAUUCAUUGGUCGAGCUGCAGCCAAAAACAAGGGGAGAAUAUCCAGAUACCUAGCCAACAAGUGUUCCAUUGCUUCACGAAUUGAUUGUUUCUCAGAGAUCCCUACUCAGGUAUUUGGGGACCAUCUGAGACAGCAAGUGGAGGACCGCCUUAAGUUUUUGGAUACGGGGGAGGCACCACAGAAGAACAUUGAUGUCAUGCAUGAAGCUGUGCAAGAGGCAGCAGUUGUUCAGGCAAAAGUGGCGAAGAAAGAAAAGAAGAAAAAGAAGAAGGAGAAGAGAAAAUCAUCAGCUGAUGAUACCUUAGAUGCAACACAGGAAGCAGAUACUACACAGGAAAUGGACAUUUCACAGGAGGAGCCCAAAAAGAAGAAGAAGAAGAACAAGAGGAAGUCAGAGGGUGAGGGCAUGGAUACCACACAAGAGAUGGACACCACCCAAGAGGAAGAGCCACCCAAGAAGAAAAAGAAGAAGCCCAAGGUGGAAGCUGAAGAGGAAGAGGUGGAGGAAGAGGUGCCAACGAAGAAGAAAAAGAAGAACAAGUAAUGGUUUUAAGAUGAGUAUAUCAUCUUUAACCUGGGAAAAAGAAAUUGUACAGCUUAUCAGAAUUGACUGAUUUAGGGUUGAAAUUCAUUGCAACACAGGGAAAUCAUUUAGUAACUUUUUAUAAGCUUCAUUUUGUAGAAGAUGUACAAAUUUUAUAAAGAGGAUUUUUGGUUAAUUACAUACUGUAUAUUCUAUGUUCACUAUGGUUACAGUCUUCUUGUGUUAUUAUGAAAUGUUAUUGGUAAGAUCAAGCAAUAAAAAAAGUAUAUUAAAACAUCCUGUGCUGUAAAGUGUAAUGUAUAGUUUGGACACGUUUUCUCAAAAUCAUUUAGGUAAAAUAUUUUAAUCCUUGGUGCUCAAGUAGGCUCACCAAGUGUAUUUUUCCCAUUGUGUAAGGAGAUGGGUGAACAAGGCGUGCAGAAUGCCUAUAGCUUCAGAUAUAUAAAAAUAUAGCUCCAUGUUUUUGUAAACCAAAAAAUGUUCAUUUUAAUGCAAACUUUGAGGAUAAACUUUCCAAAAAAUGGAGCGAAAACCCACUCAUAUCAAAAAAUUGUGUUAUAGUAUGAGAAAAUGAUCCUUUUUGCACUGUUUAGUGUGUGUAUGCUAUUUCAUAGGCAAAUAAUUUCAAUCUUUUAAUAUGAGAUUUUUGUAUAUUGUGGAGAUUUUACAUAAAGUAUACUUUAAUGUUAGAUGAAAUAUCGAAGAAAAUUUUGUUAUAAUUGAGAUUUAAUUUUUCACCUUCAUGUUUGUUGCACUAUAGGCAUUUCACUCAAGGUUGGGCCCAUCUUCUUUAUUUCCUUUAAUUCAGACACUUGAAAUAUCAUUUUUCAGUAUCUUUGAAUUAAGGUCAUAAAAAUAUUUCUGAGAAUUUUUUCUGAAAUUUGUGUCUUGUGUGAAAAACAAUGUACAGUUAAACUUUCCUCAAUGGGUGUCAGUAGAAAAGUGAUGAAUUUAUUUCCUGGAUUUUUCUGUGACACACUAUAAAUCCGAGAUGAACAUCAAAAUGAUUGAUAUACAAAAUAAAUGAAGAGUUCAUU
Messenger RNA from Saccostrea echinata, 2671 nucleotides. Its product is annotated as nucleolar protein 56-like. Bases 18 to 1634 code for a protein of 538 amino acids. Gene Ontology annotation, cellular component: box C/D methylation guide snoRNP complex; small-subunit processome. NCBI's taxonomy places the organism in Eukaryota, Metazoa, Mollusca, Bivalvia, Ostreida, Ostreidae. Gene Ontology annotation, molecular function: snoRNA binding. The transcript has 10 exons. The record is from RefSeq and is a predicted model, not a curated record.